Paracoccidioides brasiliensis Pb18 is the source of this 2232-nucleotide messenger RNA. RefSeq lists its product as uncharacterized. Bases 1 to 2232 code for a protein of 743 amino acids. Gene Ontology annotation, cellular component: kinetochore; cytosol; nuclear body. The transcript is spliced from 4 exons. The record is from RefSeq and is a predicted model, not a curated record.
AUGGCGCGAGAAGUACAGCGGGGAACCGAAUUUGCGUCACAAGACAUGGAAGACGCAAUUGAGCAGCUGGAAAAUGUUGCCUCCAUUCCCGCGAAACAGCGGCGCACAAACGUCGCUGACCUCGCGAAAACCAUCGCGUCCAAUGCGUAUGAGUCUGGCAUUCCAAUCCGACUUUUAGACCGCCUGAUUACCAUCAUCUCAAAGUCUAAACACUUAGACCAAACCACCGUAACCACAUUGAUAAAAAACCUUUAUCCAGCUGAGCGUGUUAUGCCUGGCACUGUCUCAAAAGUCAUCAGCUGCUUUGGACCCGGCAAAAGCAAGCCGUCACCAACAACCCAGGCGUUGCUCCUGAGAUGGCUCAUCUUGGUCUACGAGGACAUGGAAGAUCAAUCGUAUCUAUCAAGACUCUAUGCUGUUUUGUUCAAUUUCCUGGACAUGAUCAGUCUGCGCCGGUUACUAUGCCAUCUCCUCUCGCUAAUAACGCGCAGGAAACAUAUCAGACCAUUCCGCAUCCAGGCGAUCAUGGAACUCAUGCGGAAAACCGGGGGCGAGGAGAGGGAACUCCUGGGGCUGCUGAAAGUUUUCAAGAGCUAUUAUCCUGACAUCAUCGUGGGGGAUGCCUACGCAUCGGCGGGACGUCCAACUUACUUCUUCAAGCACCCUGACCCCAAGUGGGUUAAGCAGAUGAGACAUGUUCAAGAAAAGACUGCUGCCGCGGGACUUUCACGGAAAAAUGACAGCGCUCCACAGACGUUUCAAGCUGUGCGGCGCGGGAAGGUAAAAAGGAGUCGAAUUGAGGUUGUCAUACCUGCCGUUCAGACGUCGCGUGUCAGGCAAGAUUUCACGUCGUUGGAGGAACUGAGGAACGCGAAUGAUUUCAUUCAGAAACUGGAUAGGAUUGAACUGCCGAAUCAGGUUGCUGCGGCAUUAGUGGACCCCCUGGCACAGAAAUUCUUGCUACUUGUAAGGAACGAGGGGGCAAUGCGGAGGCUGGAAAGCUGGUUGGAUAGCUUUUUGGAGGAGGAGCUAGAUAGAAUACGGGCGGGGGAGGAAGGAUAUGAGGCAAGUGAUGAUACGGGACAUUUGGAAUAUGUUCUUGAUGUCCUGGUUGGCUUUGUACGUUUUACGAAGAGCAUGCCUCAAGCCGUGGACAAGUUUCUACGCAACUAUCUGAUCUCCUGGAAUGGUCAUGAUAGUCAAAGUGCUAUUCUUGGGCUCCUAGAGUACAUACCCUUACAAAACUACGAGACGCUUCGUGAGAACUACUUCACUCCACUGGAAAACGCUAUUAUAAAUGAAAAGCUGGCCUCAAAAGUUCUAAUACUUCAAUAUUAUUCCUCACUAAUCCAACAUUGGGGUGCUAUAAUACGCGCCACCCCCUCUCCGUCAUUCCCUAUUCCCCCUCUACCGGAAGUCAUUGGAAGGGCAGAACUGCUUGCCCUAACUAUACUCGAGAGCCCUCAGCGACCUAAAAGUGAUGGAACUAUGCAUAUGCGAUCCGGCACAUUAGCCGUUCUUCAAUUUUAUGCAGGUCUUGCAGCGCUUUACAGCUAUGCACCCACGAAUUGUAACAUUCGCAUCACUGUUCCGCAAAUGCAGAUGAUAUAUUUUCUUUCGUUUACACCAACACUAAGCCAUAUCUCGACACUAUGUUCUAUAUUGGCCGCAUAUAAAUCUGCCUUCGAAAAUUCGCUAACAUCAACGACGCUGCAUAACCAAGGAUCACCCGAUCAAUCAUAUCCAAUAGAGAUGGUUUCUCGGUUUAACGGCUACGUGAUGGAUAUCUGCAACCUCCUCUGGCGAAACAGAGGCCUAAACUCGGAAGAUCCCAACGCUUUAGGUUGCCUCGUUCCAACCGCCACCGUAGCGGAGCUCUCGCAAUAUCUGCUGGAGUUGAGUGAAAGGCCGGGGCGUGAUAAAGGUGGCGUAAAACACAAAUAUCAACUCUCCUCUGUCUUUUCAUUGAGCCAAAACGUUGCACUUUGCAGAGCCUCAUCAGCGUGCUUUGGAAGAAUUGAAGAAGAGCUGUCAGAAAGUGAAGGGAAAUCCCUGGCUGUGAGAUUGACAAGGCCCGUCACACAAAAGGGACUAGCUGCGCUAGAUAAAGAUGGGGGGAUAAAGAUAACCUGGCAGGAAUAUAGGCUACGGAUGCUGGAGUGGCUGGACGAAAUGGGAGCGGAUGGCGUUGGAAAUCUUAUGCGGAGUACAAUGAAGGCAUUGCGGAAGUAG